AUGUUAAGCAAACAAUUAAAAGACUUAAAAGUACAGAAGAAUGUAAACGUAUUUGAAGAUAAAAAUAUAGAUAAAUUAACAAGAAGUAAAUAUAAAUUAUUUAAAAAUUUUUACAAAAACUUUAUUUUAACAUCGUUACAUAUAGAAUCUAUAAAGAAAUGCUUAAAUAAUUUGAAAAGUGUAAACAAAUCUUUUAACGAGUUUGACAAUUUAUUUUUACUUGAAGAGGGUGAUAUUUUGAAUUAUUUUUAUGAUGAAAAUGAAAAAGGAGAAAAAGAACUUUAUUUAAAACAUCGUGAGUUUUUAACAGAAGAAGAAGAAAAAAUUAUUUUUAAAAAAAUAAAAUUAUUUUUAAAACUAUGCUCUGUGUAUACAAAUAAGAAAGAAAUAAAAAUAUUGAUUGAAUUUUUAAUAUAUAAAUAUGAAAUUAACAUAAAAUGUAGUCAAGAUAUUAUACUAUGUAUUUUACCUAAUAUUUUUUUACUAGAAUUAAAAAACAUUAUAGAAAUUAUAUUUAUAGAAAAACAGUCUCCAUUCUAUUUUAUUAAUAACUACAAACAUGAUGAAUUAAAAAGACUGGAUAAAUCUGUUUUCAUUCAAAAUAUAAAAAAAAAUAUUAGUAUAUAUAAAAUAUUAUUUGAAUAUUUAAUAGAUUUAAUUAAUUGUACGAUAGUUAUCCAAAACAUCGAAACGCAUAUUCCUUUUAUAGAUUUUUUUAUUUCAAUCACAUAUGAAAUUGUUAAUAGUUAUAUUGAUAUGCCAUUUCAUAUAAUUGAAUUUUAUUGCAAUAUAUUUUUAGUAUUAAUAAAAAUAGGAAAAUGUUCUUUUAAUUCAUUAAAUCAUAUAUAUACUAUAAAAAAUGAAGAUUCACUAGAUCCUUUCAAAGAGACUAAAGAAAUUCAUAUUUUACGAUUAUAUAAUUGUUCUCUACUUUUUAAAAAUUUUUUGGAUAUAUUUGAAAUUUCUAUAAAUAAAUGCAAAAAAGAUGUAAAUUUAACUUUUUUAAAAAGUAAGAUUUUUUUAUUUGAAAAAGAUUUCUUAUUAUUAAAUGAACAAGUAAUAGAUCAAUCACACUGUGCUGAAUUUGUAAAAUGCUUAAUUAUUUUGUUAAAUAUAAUAUAUAAAUAUUCUUAUAAAAUAUCUUUUAAAAAGUAUACUAAUGAAGAAGAAAAAACAGUAGAUGAGGAAAAAAAAAAUGGAGAAAAUAAAACAGACGAUAAAACCAAAAAGAAUGAAAAAAACCUUCUUAAUAUUAUUAAUUUUGUAAAAGAAAAUAAACAAGAUUAUUUCAAUAAUAAUAUAAAUUAUGUAAUAAAGGAAAAAAAUUUAAUAAUAAAACUUCUUUAUUUAUUUUGUGAAGCAGAUGUAUAUGAAAUUAUUGAUAAUAUAAUUAAACAUAUACUGAUUAAAACUUAUUCUUUGGAGUUAGAUUUUUUUAUUAUUGUUGAUAUAUUUACUAAUUUACUUAAUAAGAAUAUUUAUAUAUUUAAUAUUAUCCUUAUAAUUAACUUAAUAUCAUUUUAUAUAUUUUUAAUUAAGAGAGCAGAAGAACAAGAAGAAGAUGAAGAAGAAAGAGAAAAAAAUAAAUCAAAAAUUCAAGCUGUUGAAUUGUUGCUAAAGAGAAACAAUAAUAAUAUAUGCAAAGAAGAUUUUAAUAUAAUUGUUAAAUACUUUAUCAAAGAAAAUAAUAUAUUAUUUAAAGAAAAGAUAAUAUUAUUUGAAAUAUAUAGUAAAAUAGACGAAAAAUUAUUAGAAUUGAUUAAUAUAUAUAAUAAUAAAUUAACUAAUAUAGAAAUAUUUAAUUCCAUAAAUUUUGAUAAUGUAGAUUUUAAUAAUGAUGAAAUUGUUGAAGAAGCACUUAAAAAUAUUAAAUUCAUUUAUGAGCAUAAAAAAAAAUUAGAAAUUUCAAAUGAUGAUGAUAAGAAAGAGAUUUUCGAUGAAUCUUUCAAUCUUGAUUUAAUAAAAAAGGGAACUAAUUAUUUAAAAUCAAAAAAAUAUAUAAAGUGUUUAUAUUUCAAAGUUAUUCUUUUAUUAAAAAAAAGCAAAAUACAAUUUAUUGAUUAUUUAAAAAUAUAUGAAAAAGAAUUAUUAUAUUUUUUUCCUUCAAAAAAAUAUUUAUACCGAAUAAUUUUUAAUUCAUUUAAAGAAUUGAAAUUUAAUAAAUUCUGUGAACUGGAUAAAGAAAGAAAUAAAAUAUUUUUAAAAUUCUACAUACAAUUAUUUAUGAUUAAAUUGAAAAAAUUGGAAAUGAAAAAUAAUAAAAAAUUAAAGGAUGAUAAGUUUUUUAAAAAAUUUAUUAAUUUUAACUUCUCCUUCUUUUUCAUUAUAUAUGACUGCGUAACCAAUCAUCAUUUUUAUCCUGAGCAUUCAUAUUUUUCAAGAAAUAUUGAAGAAGAAAAUUUUAAGUUAGUAAAAACUUUUUUCAUUUAUUUAUUAAAAUUAAAAAAUAUACAAUAUUAUAAUUUUGAUGAAUUUUUUGAAAAUGAAGUAAAAUAUCAUCGAUUUGAAAACAUUAAAAUUUUAAUAAAAUAUAGUUCACCAUUUAAAGCACUUAUCUUAUUUAGAAUAAUGUAUUAUUUUUCAAAAUUAAACAUAAGCUAUUUAAUGAAUAUAAAAGAAAUGCACAAUUUAAGAAACAAAGAUGAUCAUGUAGAAUCUUCUAUGCAGUUAAAUAACAUAGAAGACAUUAAAGAUAAAAAUAAAAAAAUUGAGAAAUCUGAAAAAAAGGAAUUAAAGUUUUUUCUAUUAAAAAUUUUUAAUAUUCUAUUAAAAAACAUGGAUGAUAUCAAUUAUCUUAAAUCAGAUAUUAAAAAUAAUAUAUAUAUUGGUAUAUUAGAAACAUUUCAAACCAGCAUAUUAUUGUUCGUUAAUUUUGAUGUUUCAUUAGCUUCUUUUCUUUAUUACAAAUAUAUUAAUAUUUUCUAUUUAAAUGAAACAUAUAUAAGAUUUGUAUUAGAUACAGUAGAUUCCUUUUUUAAUUUGUUUAAAAUUGAUAAUUUUAAAAAGUUUAUAAAAGAUAAUAACAUGUUUAUCGGUAUUGUUAUAGAAUUAUAUAAAAAAAUAUUAAAAAAUUGUAAUAAAUUAGAUAUAAAAAUUUUUUAUAAGUUUUUUAUUAUAUCUAUAAUGCUUCAUACUAUACCAGAUGUUGAUAGUUCUGGUCGUAUUACAUAUAUGUGGAAGUUGUUAAAAAAAAUGAGUUUUAAUAAAACAUAUCUUAUAAAUUAUAACGUCAUAAAUAAAGUCUUCAAAGAGAAUAAUAUGAACUUCUUAAAUAAUUUAAGUUUUCCAAACGAUAAUAAUGAGUAUGAUGGUAAUUAUAUAAUUAAUGAAGAUAAAGAUAAUUGUGAUAAUAAUAACAAUUAUUAUAAUAACAAUUUAAAUGAUGAAAAUGAAGAUAAUAAUGAUAUAGAUAAAAUAGAAAAUAAUAAAAAAAGUAAUCAACCAAAUAAGGAAAAUAAUAGCAUAGAAGAAAACGAAAUUUCAUUCCAAUCGUUAAGUGACGACUACUCUUUUGAUUAUAGAUGUUUUCUGCCAUCUUCAAAAUAUUUAUCUUCACGAAAAAAUGUAUACAGGGAAUCAUCAAAAUAUUAUUUAUUUGCAUUUGCUUAUCUAAACAAACAUUUUUUUGAUAUAUUUUUGUUAAAUUUUCAUACAAAUACAUUUCACAAUAGUAUUGUUGAAGAGUUUUUAAAUAAAGAUUUAAUUUUAAUAUUUUUAAAAAUAAUUAUGCAAAAAAAUUCAUAUCCCUAUAAAAUUACUCAAAUAUAUAAAUUUAUAUUAGCAAAGUGUUGUGAAUCUCAAAUUAAAGUAGAACAUAUAUCUCUUUUUUUAUAUUUAAUUGAUUUUUAUGUGAAUGUUUUGGAUAAUAAAUUCGUAAAAAAGAAAAAAAACAAUUUAAAGAAUGAUAACGUUCUUAUAGAUAAUAAUAGUGUCAUUAAUAGAUCAUCAAAUAAAAAAGGGGAUUAUAUAAAUAAAAAGCUACUUAAAACAAUUAAUACACAAAAUCUAAAUACAAAUUCGGAAGAAUUAAAAAAUAAAUUAUUUAAUAAAAAAAUUAAAAAAAUUAACUAUAAAAAUAUUUUAGAUGAAGGAAAUGAAGAUAUUAAAAAAAAUUAUUUUCAAAAAUUGAAAGGAUUUUAUAAAUAUCAUGAAAACCUUUUUGAAAAUUAUUAUUUUGAUAAAGGAAGAGAACUUAAAACAUUAUGUGAAUCUAUCAUAAGUAUUAUAAUAAAUGAUAAAAAUAAUUUAUUAACAAUCCAAUUAUUGUGUAUAAAAAACUUUUCUUCAAGUUCUCUAUUCAAAAAUAAUUUACGUUUAUCUUUAGAAAAAAUGGAAAUAUGUAAUUUAAUGAUAUUUAAAAGAAUAUUUUUAAAUAAAAAGAGUCAAGAUGACAAUUUCAUAUUAUUAAUGUGUAAAAAUGUGAAAAGUGUUAUAGAAAAAAACAAAAUAUUAUUAUUUAUAGAAAAAAAAAUUAUCAAACAUACGAAAACCAGUUAUUUUAAAAUAUUGAAAUAUCUUAAUGCUUUAUCUGAUGGGAAGGUAGAAAAUAAUUCCGCUUGUGUUCAUUUUAUAAAUAGUCAUAUAAGAAUUUUUAGGAAAAUAUCAAAUAAUCUACAACCAAAUGACAGUAUUUUUUUAAAAUUAAUAAAAUAUGUAACAAAUAUUUGUAGGCUCAUAUAUGACGUUCCAGAUUUAGUAGAAUAUCAUUUUUCAUUAAUUAAAAACAACUUCUUAACAUAUAUUAUCUCCUUUUUUUGUAAAAAUAUAAAUUAUUUUUACGAAAAUAUUACUUCUCAUAUAAAACCCUUUGCAUAUGUUUUUGAUAAAAUUAUACAAAGAAGAAUAAUGCUAUUUAUUAAUUUUAACAAAAAACAUGAAUCAAAUAAUUGUUCUCAACAGAAAUAUGAUGAAAAUAAAAAAAGAAUAAAUAAGGAACUAUAUGAAGAAAAUAAUGAUUAUCAUGAUUUCAAUUUUUCAAAAAAAAGAAAAAUUCUGAAUAUUCAUCCUACUAUUUACGAAGAUCCUUUAAUAUAUAAUGAAAAAAAAGAUGAAGGUAAAAAUAUCAUUGAUGAUGAAGAUAUUUCUUAUAAUUGUGAACAAGAAAAUCAUAUUAAAUAUAGUAAUGAAAAGGAUAACAAAAAUUUAAUUGCAGAUUUUGUAGAGAAUGAGGAAGAAAUUAAUAAAUAUUAUCACUUGCAUAUAUUCGGAUUUAUGUGCACUUUGAUUAAUAAGGUGUUUAAAAAAGAAAUUGAUUUGAAGCAUUUUACUAUUUUAACUAAUAAUUUAAUUUUUCUUUUCAAUAAAAGUUAUAGUUCUUAUGUUAUAUCAAUUAGCCUUAUAAAUUUAAUUAUAAAAAUUAAGUUAGAAAAAAUAUAUGCUUGCAAAAAUUAUAUUGUAGAAAUUUUUAAUGUAUACUAUUUCAGUGAUAUCGAUUAUUGUAUUAAUAAUCAUCUACUAUUACUGCUAUCACUAUAUUUGUGUCCUUACAAUUAUAAAAAGAAUAAUUUACUUAAGGAUGAGUGUAAUGAAGAUAGAAAUAAAGGGAAUGAAAUGAAUAGUGAGGAUGAUGAAAUUAUAUAUCCUAAUUAUGUAAAAAUGAAAUUAAAAUAUAUUAAACCACACUUAAAAAAAGUGAAAAAUAUUCAUAAUUUAUGUUUAAAAAUAAUUACAUUAAUUUCAAUAAUUAGUACAAUAAAUAAGAGACGUAUUCAAUCAAUUUCUUAUUUUGUAUAUUUUUCAACUUUUCAAAAUUUUAUUCUUUGCUUCUGUUUUUCAAAAAACAAAGUAAUUAAUAGAAAACUUAAUGUGUUAUUCAAGAAAUUCUCUUUUCGUAAUACAGAUACUUUUAUACUCUAUUAUAUUUUAAAUAAUUAUAGAAUAAAAAAAGAUAUAUUAGAAAAUAAAAAUAAUGAAGAAGAUAAAGAAAUAUUAGAAAUUGCAGAAGGAAAAAAUAAAAUUGUGAAUAAUAAACGUAAAAAUAUUUAUUAUUUUGAAAAUUUAUUCUUAUAUAAAUUUUUAUUUUAUUUAAAUAAAUUAAAAGGUUCUAUGAAAUUUAAUGAAAGUUGUAAGAAAUACUUGAAACUUAAAGAAAAUAAAAGCAUUACAAAUGAAACGGAUUGCUCUAAAAAUAAUAAACAUUUUCUUUAUGAUAUUUUUAAUGUUCUUAUGGUAGAACAAGAUGAUGAUAAUAUAAAUAAUAUUAUAAAACAAAACGUUUUCAAUUUUUAUGAAUUUAUAAUAGAUAAAUUAGUACACUUAAAUUAUAUAAAUUACAAAAAUUUAUUUAAACAGAUAAUAAUUUUUAUUAAUCAUAAAUUAAAUUAUGAAAUAGACGCAAAACAUAUAUUUGAUGCUAUAAUGCAUUUCAUAUAUGAAAAAAAAGAAAAAAGAAUUUUUCCAUUAAAUGAAAUAUAUAUAUAUAACAUAUUCAAUAAAUCAUUAUUUAAAAUAAAAUUGGAUAAUUCUAUGAUAAUUUUAAUUGUUUCUAAAAUAAAUGAAAUAUUAAAAAGGUUAUUUGAGCAAUAUUAUAUAUUUUAUAAUAUUGACAGAAAAAAUAAAAUAAGUUGUGAAGAUCGUGACCAUAAAAAAGAAGGAGACAUUGUUAACAAUAAUAUAAAGUGUAAUCAGAUGAAAAAGAAAAAUAAAAUCUUCGAUUUAGAAAUCUAUAUGAUAAAUGAUGCAUACAACAAAUAUAGUGAAAUAUUAAGUGAAAAAGACGAAGAAAAUAAAAAGGAUAAUAGUAAUAAUUUAGAUAAUAAUGUUGAAUUGUUAUGUUUAUCUGAUGUAAAUUCAGUAGAUUCUAAUUAUAGCUUUAAUGAUGAAUGUAAUAAUAAUAAUGAAGAUAAGAAGGAAAAAGAAAUAGAAUAUGAUUUAAAAGAAAUAGAUUAUAUUAAAUAUAUGAAUGAAAUAAAAGAUUUUAAACAAAUUUUUCUAUUAGAUAAUUAUUAUUUGAAUACAAUUUUAAAAUGCAUAUGUUCUUUAUUAAUUAAUUUUCCACAAUUCACCAAAAAAAAAAUGAUUGAAUUACUGAAGGUUUUAUUUUUUAGUAACACAAAAUAUAUUUUACUAAAUGAAAAAAAUGUGUUUAAUAAUAAUUUUUAUAAUUUAAGCAAAGAAAAGAAAAUUAAAUAUAUUAGUAAAAUUAUAGAAAACCCUUUAAAAAAGAUAAAUUUAUAUCAUUUAUUUUUUAUUUUUUCAAAUAACGAUAUUAAAAUUUGUUUUAAGUAUUUAAGUAAAUAUUACAGGAAAUUUUAUAAUUAUUUUAAAGAUACUAGUCAAAUUUACUCAUAUAAAAAAUCAGUAGUACUUAAUAAUUCAUUAUUCAUUUAUCAAAAUCUUAUAAUUUUUCAAAAUAUUUUCGAUAGUAAUAUAAUUAUGGGAAUAGGACUAAAAUUAUUAUUCUCUUUAAUAAAGAACUAUAUAAAAAAUUGUUGCAAAUAUAUCACACUUCUUUAUGAAAAAUACAAGAUGAAUAUAAUGUACUUAAAUACUAAAGAUUUUUAUUGUUAUAAUGAUAAUUACUGUUUAAAAAAUUCAGAAAAAUCAAAAAAUCAAUUAUUAGUUGAUAUGAGAGUAGAAGAACAAAAUAUAGUAACAUCAUUGGUAUAUACUUCGUCUAAGUUAAAAUUUUCAUCAUUAGAAAAUUUAUUUGAGAAACUAGUUUUAAAUUUUGAGAAUAAGCAUUUUGAAUCGAAUUCUUUAAAUAUAUAUGAUCAAUACAAAACAAUAUAUGAAAAAAGAAUAUAUUUUUUAUAUUUUUAUAAAUUAUACCAAAAUUUUGGUUCUGUUUUGAGUGAAAAUAAUAAGUAUUUAUUUGAUUUACUUAACAAUAUAAAAUUUAGUUUAAUUCUAUGUCAAAAAAAUUAUGAACAGUUUUUUGAAAACUUAAAAAGUGAAGCAUUUAAACAAGGUGAAAUGGGAAGAGAAGUAGAAGAAAAAGAACAUAGUAAUUAUUACGAAGAUAAAGAUGAAAAUAGGGAAAUAGAUAAAUUUUUCAAUGAAUAUGAAAAUGAAAAAAAAACAAAGUUUAGAAAAAAUAUCUCAAAAAGUAAAUGGUAUUGGUUUGAACUUGGUUAUUGUACAUUACUUUGUUUGUAUGAAAUUUUAAAAAAUGAAAAAAAAAAUCAGAAAAAUUUUACUGCCAUAUUUUAUCAAACAUGUUUUGACAAUGUUAUAAACUGCUUUGAUUUUUUUAUUCAUCUACCGAGAAUUCAUAUAAAUGACGAUUUUAAAAAUACCAUUAAUGAAAAAAUUGUAAGAAAUAGUGAAUUUUUUGAUAUGAAACAGACUUCUAUUAUUUUAUUAGACCUACUAAAAUUAAUUUUGUUGGAAUUUUAUUCCUUAUAUUUAAAUGACCCAGAAAAGAUACAGAUUAUGACAAUGAGAAUAUCACUCAAAAAUAAUAACAAUAAUAAUAUAAUUAUAUCUAUAAUUUUAACCUUGAAAUAUAUAUAUGAAACUAUCGGUUAUAAAGAAUUACUUUUUUCUGUAAAAGAUCUAUAUCAAAUUUUUUCUGAGUUAAAUGAUCAUCCAGAUGAUGAAAUUGAAUUUCUAACUAAAGAAUGGCUUAACUCAAUAAGCAAACAUACAGAAACAUAA
This is a messenger RNA of Plasmodium gallinaceum, 8598 nucleotides long. RefSeq names its product conserved Plasmodium protein, unknown function. The record is from RefSeq and is a predicted model, not a curated record. The transcript has a single exon. NCBI's taxonomy places the organism in Eukaryota, Apicomplexa, Aconoidasida, Haemosporida, Plasmodiidae. Bases 1 to 8598 code for a protein of 2865 amino acids.